UGCUGCCGGACCCCCCAGGGCAGGCGGAGCGAGCUCUGGAAGCCAGCGCCCCGCACGCCAGCGUUUCUCUGAUCAAAUCGUCUCUCUCCUCCUUGCUGGGCAUGAGGAAGGUGCCGAUCGACACGGCCGAGUGGGAUGGGUAUUUUGACGAGAGCGGCCACCUUGUGAAAUCUUGGGAUUUUAUUUCAGCCAACAUCCUGGACAGGGGUCUGGACCUCGCAGUGAGGCCAGAGGCAUGGAAGUUCCUCACGGGCUACUACUCCUGGCGGAGCUCGCAGGACGAGAGGCUGACGACGGAGAGUAUGAGGAGGAAGAGUUACGAGGCCUUGUGCAACAUGUACGACAAGAUCCAGCCGCUGCUGGAGACGGAGCACCGGGGCUUCCCGCAGGUCUGCAGCUUCAUCAGCUCUGACCUGCAGAGGCUGCACAUCCGAGAUGCACAAGGCAACUCCAUGGUGGACAAGAAGCAGCUGGAGAAGAUCCUGCUGCUAACCUACGUGUGCAACACGGAGGCUGGGUACCAGCAGGGCUUCCACGAGAUGCUGCUGCUGUUCCAACUGCUGGUGGAGAAGGAGCAUGAGGUCUACUGGAUGUUUCAGUUCUUCCUCCAGAGAACAGAGCACAGCUGUGUCGUGAGCAUUGGCGUGGGGAGAAACCUCAUCAUGCUCAAAGCCCUGAUUGCAUUUAUGGACCCCGCCUUUGCCAAGCACUUGGAAGGGAAGGGCCGAGUGGUGCAGUCGCUGUUCCCCUGGUUCUGCCUCUUCUUCCAGCGGGUCUUCAGAUCCUUUGCGGACGUGUGGCGGCUGUGGGAGGUGUUCCUGACGGGGAUGCCCUGCAGAAAUUUCCAAGUGAUCGUGGCUUACACCAUGCUGCAGGGAGUCAGAGACCAAAUCCUGCGGGAAAACAUGGGUGGAGACGACAUUCUAAUGGUCUGCGGGAGCAUCCUGGACCUGGAGGCGGAGGAGCUGAUCUCCACGGCCUGCUGCCUGUACGACCGGCUCCGGGAGGCCCGUGCUGGCAAUGGGAAGGCUCUGGUUGCUGUGUGGGCACUAGGCCAGGCCAGGAGUCUGGUGCCAGGGCUCUCCGACUCCUCCCCAGUCCUGUCUGGUUGA
This is a messenger RNA of Pelodiscus sinensis (Chinese soft-shelled turtle), 1112 nucleotides long. Lineage: Eukaryota; Metazoa; Chordata; Testudines; Trionychidae. The record is from RefSeq and is a predicted model, not a curated record.